AUGUCCGCGGCCGCUCAGCAAUUGACUAUGGAAUACACUGCAGCUCAGCAAGGGCUUGAAGACCUGGUGGUUGCCAGACAGAAACUGGAAACGCAAUUGCAAGAAAAUAAGAUUGUCCAGGACGAAUUCAACACGCUGAAGGACGAAACGAAGGUUUACAAGCUAACAGGUAAUGUGCUGCUACCGGUGGAGCAGUUCGAAGCUAAAAACAACGUCGAGAAAAGACUGGAGUUCAUUACUACUGAGAUCAAAAAAUGUGAGGAAAAUAUCAAAAGCAAGCAAGCUGCUUUGGAGACUUUGCGCGCAGAACUAAUAAAGGCCCAGUGCACACAGCAGGGUGCACAGGCCUAG
This is a messenger RNA of Lachancea lanzarotensis, 351 nucleotides long. RefSeq names its product LALA0S05e08922g1_1 (gene YKE2). NCBI's taxonomy places the organism in Eukaryota, Fungi, Ascomycota, Saccharomycetes, Saccharomycetales, Saccharomycetaceae. The record is from RefSeq and is a predicted model, not a curated record. Gene Ontology annotation, biological process: chaperone-mediated protein complex assembly; protein folding. The coding region runs from base 1 to 351 and encodes 116 amino acids. Gene Ontology annotation, cellular component: cytoplasm; prefoldin complex. The transcript has a single exon. Gene Ontology annotation, molecular function: protein-folding chaperone binding.